GGUGAAAUUCCGGCUUCACUUGAAAAGCGCAAGUGAAAGGUAUCGGUAGCUGAACGAGAUACGGAUGUGUGACAUUCUUGAUACCGACAUCCUUUUUUUAACGACCCCAUUGGCAAAAACAUGGUGACCUUGCGGAGCAUUAGAAUAUUAAUGAUCCGGCGUCGUAUGCUUCUAAUGUGUUUAGCCGCCAUCAUUGGGUUGUUUCUGAUUAAACGGUUCAUGAUGGAUAACGAGCCUCAUCACAAAACGACGAAGAAAAAGGGCCUUUACAAUUUGAUGGAAGAAACGCCAAACAUGUCCAAACACGUCAAAGACUGUACAAUCGAGUAUGCAAAUGAACACAAAUUGCAGCAAGAUCAUCCGUGUCUGUUGGAUAUUAUUCGGCGUCAGUAUCUCAACAAACCAUCACCUGCUGACGUGCCACUCUACCUGGACUACCCGAACAUCAAAGAUCAGUCCGCUGGUCAAGUGACGGCCGUUCUACGUUUACUGAGGAAUCUAACGAAAGGCUUUUUUAUCGAGAGCGGAGCAGCUGAUGGUGAAUCGUUUUCCAAUUCACUUUUCCUGGAACGAGACAUGAACUGGACUGGACUGUUGAUCGAGCCUGAACCGAAAUCUUAUGGCGACCUGGCCAAACGCAAUCGCAAAUCGUGGACACUACAGAAUUGCCUCAGUUUAGAAAAAUACCCAACCGAAGUCUCCUUUGAGAAAACUGAAAUUACAGGCAAAAUUAUUGGCAACAAAGUUUCGCAGUCUGAAUUGUCUGCAGGCAAAUUGGCCAACGUCCAGUGUUUGCCACUGUAUUCCAUUUUACUGGCCCACGGCCAGACCUGGGUGGAUUUCUUCAGCCUCGAUGUCGAAGGACAUGAACUUCAAGUCCUCAAGACCAUUCCCUGGCAUAAAGUCAACAUAACCGUGGUGGCCGUUGAAUGGGAGCAUGUAGAAGAAGGUUAUUACGCCAUCGUUGAUUACAUGAAAGAGCAAGGCUACGUCAAUUUUGGGAGAAUCGCCACCCCUUACGCAAGAGAUGUUGUCUUCAUCAAGGACUUCCUCGAUGAUUUGCGGUACGAUUACAUCGAUUACGACGAGUGAUUGCGAUAGAACGUUGGCUUUGAUGGAGCUAUAUACACUACCUCAUCAAACAGGAUCAAAUGGUUUUAGCACGCGUGAGAGGUGGAUUUCAUUACAAAAAUGCAAGUUUUCUAUUUCAAAUUGAUAAGGUGAAUGUAACGACAAUUACAAACAAGCGUUGGGUUUUGAAAUAAACAAAAUAAAAGAUG
Molecule: messenger RNA, 1280 nt
Organism: Daphnia magna
Lineage: Eukaryota; Metazoa; Arthropoda; Branchiopoda; Diplostraca; Daphniidae
Product: protein Star
Exons: 7
Coding region: 121-1092 (323 amino acids)
Source: RefSeq, a predicted model, not a curated record